Messenger RNA from Leptidea sinapis, 726 nucleotides. RefSeq lists its product as uncharacterized. The record is from RefSeq and is a predicted model, not a curated record. Gene Ontology annotation, biological process: detection of chemical stimulus involved in sensory perception of smell; sensory perception of smell. The coding region runs from base 1 to 726 and encodes 241 amino acids. Gene Ontology annotation, molecular function: olfactory receptor activity; odorant binding. The transcript is spliced from 6 exons. Gene Ontology annotation, cellular component: plasma membrane. Lineage: Eukaryota; Metazoa; Arthropoda; Insecta; Lepidoptera; Pieridae.
AUGCCGAUUGUGAAAACUCGCACUUUCUGCUUGAGAGAGGGUAUUGACAAGUUCUAUUCAGGCUCGCAUUUUGUAACAGUCGUCACAUAUUACCCGUUAUACGAUGACGAAUCUCUAAUCGCUAAUAUUACAAGAACUACUACUCCAGUUAUUUUAUGCAUCAUGAUGAUAAGUAUGAUAACCACAGUAGACGGACUUACUACGGUCAAUCUUAUAAUAUUGAAAUGUAAACUUAUAACGUUGAGACAUUAUUUUGAGAACCUACGAGAUGAGGUCGAGCGUAUUUGCGUUCGUGGUGAUAUUGAGCAAGCGGCCGAGAAAUUAUCAAAUCGAUUGAUAGAAGGAAUUAUAAUGCAUAAAGUACUAUUAAGAAUAUUCAAACAGAUAGACAAAGCCUUCAGGAGUGUGAUGGCUUUGCAGCUUUUUCAAAGUUCUGGUUCUGCCGUUUCACUGUUACUACAAAUCGCUGUGACAUUAUUAUUCUUAUUAGGACUGUUUCUCUGCAACGCGGGUGAAAUCACAUAUCAGGCGUCCCUUUUAUCGGAGUCUAUAUUCUAUUGCGGCUGGAAUCUCAUUCCAUCGCAUUUGCCUCGUGGUGGCCAUCUUCGUAAAUUCGUCUUGUUUGCAUGUAUAAGAGCGAGGCAACCUCUGAUUAUGAAAUCAUUUAAGAUGAUUGAUCUCACACACGUGACGUUCCUAAUAGUAAAUCAUAGACUUGGAAUAUAG